Molecule: messenger RNA, 1468 nt
Organism: Diachasmimorpha longicaudata
Lineage: Eukaryota; Metazoa; Arthropoda; Insecta; Hymenoptera; Braconidae
Product: venom acid phosphatase Acph-1-like
Exons: 4
Coding region: 80-1351 (423 amino acids)
Biological process (GO): dephosphorylation
Molecular function (GO): phosphatase activity
Source: RefSeq, a predicted model, not a curated record
GCCCGAACUAUUUAAAGGAACAUCACGAAUUCCUAUUCAGUUUUGUGCAGCUCUCCCUAAAGCUAACUAGUCCUACACGAUGAAGUUCGAUCAUUGGUGGACAAUUGUGUAUAUCCUCUUCGGGGUGACGUGCUCCAGCGCAAGACUUGUGCUUGUGAAUGUUCUCGCGCAUCACAUGCAGAGUAAUCCCCACGAUAUAAGUACUUUUUUCCCGAGGAUCCCUCCAAUCGAUCCCGAAUUGAUUCCGGAAGGAAUGAACCAGCUGACCAGCUGGGGAAAACAGAAUGCUGUAAAAUUAGGAGUAGCCUUGCGUUUUAGAUACGCCAACCUAAUUUCGCCCCAGAAGAAAUUCAGCAUGCAAUUACCGAAAAACCAAGUACUUUUCCAAUCAGUGGACACCCCGGCUUCAAUCCAAACAUCCCAACUACUAGCACUUGGACUGCUCACGGAGAAUCCCAUCGUUGAUGAAGUAUUCUACUCAUCGACCGAUUUCGUUCUUAAAACAAUGCCCUCCAUCGACAUUGACAUCAAUGUAAAACCACCGGCUGAUGACACCCUGUUCUUCGCCUGGCUCAAAUGUCCUCCGUACAUGAAAAACCUGCACGAGGGAGACGCCAAAACGAUGUUAAAGAUAAGAGAAACUGUACGGGAAACUAAGUUGGAGGAAUUGUCGAUGUAUACGGGAUCUCCAUUCCAGUCAAUCAUGCAUGGCUGCAUACUCUACAACUAUCUUCGUGCAAAGUACUAUGCUGGCUUAUCCAUCGCGCCCUUCACAGAGGAUAUAUUCCCCAACGGAGCUCUGAAGUUCCUCACGCUCAUAGGUUAUAAACAAAUGACCGAAACAGAUCGUAUGAAACGUUUAGUCGGAGGUACCCACAUCAGAUACUUCUUGGAGAACCUCAGGAAUAGCAUCAAGGAGGUUGAGCACAGGAGAUUGUUUAUCUCCGUUGGAGAUGAAGUCACCAUGAUGGGACUUCUAACUGCUCUUCAAGUUUAUUCAUACAACCAUAUUCCUAAUUAUGGCAGUUCUAUUGCAUUGGAGGUGCACGAGAUACAAAAUGAACUGUUUGUCAGGGUGAUGUACAACAAUGACAACUCUGUGACGGCUGCACCGAUUCCGUUGACUAUUCCUGGAUGUCCAGUCGCGUGUCCACUACGGCAGUUUCAGACCAUUUUAUCGAGCACUAUAUUCCAAAAUUUCGAAACAGACUGCUGGCAGGGGUAUAAUAAAGACACACCAGCUGAUAAUAGAGGACAAUUCAGUCAGAAUCGGCCGUCGAAAAAAAAAAGUCCUAAUCAUUCUCCUCCUUUUUCCAUUUAUGAAAAAAUUGAGAGGUACCGGGAAUUUUAGAAGACGAUUUUUGUAAUUUAGUAACUAAUAAUCAACAAGCAAUUUAGAGCACUAUGUAUUUGUAUAUUUGUGACAUAUUGAUGUGAAUAAAAUGUGAUUUUGAUACGUGUAAAAUAA